Maylandia zebra (zebra mbuna) is the source of this 4366-nucleotide messenger RNA. It is a transcript of the gene klc1a, whose product is annotated as kinesin light chain 1a. Lineage: Eukaryota; Metazoa; Chordata; Actinopteri; Cichliformes; Cichlidae. Gene Ontology annotation, biological process: microtubule-based movement. Gene Ontology annotation, cellular component: cytoplasm; kinesin complex. The record is from RefSeq and is a predicted model, not a curated record. Gene Ontology annotation, molecular function: kinesin binding.
GGGGGUGCCGGGUAACGCCAUUUUCGCGUACUGUGCGGUUAGUCAUUCAGCCAGCUACAGCACUGAGGAGCUGUCAUCUCCAUGGGGGACUAAUGAACUUUUUAUUCCGCCCCAUGAAGCCCUUGUCAGGCUAGUUUGACAGAGCAGUUCCUGUCAUGGAAGCAGCGGAAAAUACUCGCUUCUCCUGAACGGCUGACUGAAAUCGCUGUUUUGACAGAUAGCUAGGUGAUUAGCUAUGUAGCUAGCUGGUCAACAUUAACGAGGUUGAUGCAGUGAAGCCCGGCGUCAGAAGGCAAAACACAUCCUAGCAGACAAAGACAGUGUGAAAAUUGUUUUUUUUAACUUAGUAUAUUUCUUACGCUUCUUUUACACUCUACACGGGCUGUCGGCCAAAAGAAAAAAAUCCCAUUUAGAAAAGACGUGAUUUAAAAGGGGAAGAGGAACAUUGAAGUCGAGCUACAUUGGCAACGGAUGUCCCAGAGAACGGAUGCGUGAGGACAUGUCCACCAUGGUGUGUGUGAAGGAGGAGGAGGAUCCUGGGGAGAAGCUGUCCCAGGAUGAGAUCAUUUCCCGGACCAAGCAGGUGAUUCAAGGAUUGGAGGCCCUGAAGCAAGAGCACCACUCCAUCCUGGAGGGCCUUCUGGGCACGUUGCGCUGCCUGAAGCAGGAUGAGGAGGGCGUUCUCGUGGAGGAAAAAUCACACAUGAUCCGCAAGUCCCUGGAGAUGCUGGAACUUGGGCUCAGCGAGGCUCAAGUGAUGAUGGCGCUUUCAAACCACCUGAGCUCAGUUGAGUCUGAGAAGCAGAAGCUGAGGGUACAGGUACGGCGACUCUGCCAGGAGAACCAGUGGCUAAGGGACGAGCUGGCCGGGACACAGCAGAAACUGCAGAAGAGCGAGCAGAGCGUGGCUCAGCUGGAGGAGGAAAAGAAGCACUUGGAGUUUAUGAACCAGCUGAAGAAGUACGACGAGGACUUGUCCCCCUCUGAAGAAAAGGAUUCAGACUCUACCAAAGAGACUUUGGAUGAUCUCUUCCCAGAUGAUCAGGAUGAUCAAGCCCCAGGCAUCCAGCCAGCCCACAGCAGCGCUGCAGCAGCUGCUGCUCAGCAGGGAGGAUACGAGAUUCCUGCUCGACUGAGGACCCUCCACAACCUGGUGAUCCAGUAUGCGUCUCAGGGCAGGUAUGAGGUGGCUGUGCCUCUCUGCAAACAGGCUCUGGAAGACCUGGAAAAGACUUCAGGACACGACCACCCAGAUGUGGCCACAAUGCUUAAUAUCUUAGCCCUUGUUUACAGGGAUCAGAACAAAUAUAAGGAGGCUGCCAACCUGCUGAAUGACGCUCUGGCCAUCAGGGAGAAGACACUUGGCAGGGACCAUCCAGCUGUUGCUGCAACUCUCAAUAACCUGGCUGUCCUGUAUGGGAAGAGAGGGAAGUACAAGGAAGCAGAGCCUCUGUGCAAGAGAGCGCUGGAGAUCAGAGAAAAGGUGUUGGGCAAGGACCACCCAGAUGUGGCCAAGCAGCUAAACAACCUGGCCCUGCUGUGUCAGAACCAGGGCAAGUAUGAGGAGGUGGAGUACUACUACAUGAGAGCCCUGGAGAUCUACCAGACCAAACUGGGCCCAGAUGACCCCAACGUGGCCAAGACCAAGAACAACUUGGCAUCCUGUUACCUGAAGCAGGGCAAGUUCAAGCAGGCAGAGACCCUGUAUAAAGAAAUCCUAACCCGCGCUCAUGAACGGGAGUUUGGCUCUGUUGAUGAUGAGAACAAACCAAUCUGGAUGCAUGCUGAGGAGAGAGAGGAGCAAAGCAAGGGGAAGCAGAAAGACGGUUCACCAUUUGGAGAGUAUGGAGGCUGGUACAAAGCCUGUAAAGUCGACAGCCCCACGGUUACCACCACCCUGAAAAACCUUGGUGCCCUCUACAGGCGGCAGGGCAAGCUAGAGGCAGCUGGGACCCUGGAGGAAGCUGCGAUGCGUUCCAGAAAGCAGGGUCUGGACAAUGUGCACAAGCAGCGCGUGGCUGAGGUGCUGAGCGAGCCGGAGGCCCGAGAGAAGCAGCGAAGCCGCGAGAGCCUGAAUUCUGACACGGUGAAGUAUGAGAGCGGGCCAGACGGCGGCGAGGAAGUGAGUAUGAGCGUGGAAUGGAACGGGGAUGGCUCCGGCUCUCUGAAGAGGAGCGGAUCCUUCAGUAAACUACGAGCGUCAAUCCGCCGCAGCAGCGAGAAACUCGUUCGCAAGCUGAAAGGCGGCGGCUCGUCCCGAGACAGCGAGCCCAAAAACCCCGGCAUGAAGCGAGCCAGCUCUAUGGGGAUACUUAACGUGGCGGACAAGGCUGCGAAUGACCACUACCAAGAGCGAAAUAAUUGUCUGAGAAAAAGCCGUGACCUGAGUGCCAGCCACACUAACCUGGCGCGUUGAAGGUUUUUCACUCUGAGGAGGUGAAAGGUCACAGAGAACUGAACUGAACUUCUGACCAUCCUCGAUGUAAAUAGCUGUUUGUGAAAGCUUGACAUCUCCCGUAUUCUACUUCAGCAUCAUCCCAUCAUGUGCUAACUAUACAGAUUUUAGUCUUUCAUUGCACUCUUGAAGGUUUAUGAUCUCAGAUGGUAAUUUGUGGUAUGUAAUUAUAUCAGUACAUAUCAGGAGGGGGUGGGCUGCUGUAUGUUUCCUUGUUCCAGUCUAAUUCUAUGUGCAUGUACUGUAUGUAAGUGUGUGCUGUUGUGAGUGGCUACUCUCUCAGAUUACAGUUUAAUUUUUUUUGGUUUUUCCUAUACUAGUGGUGGUAAAAGCAGGCGCAGAGUGGAGUUUUAAUUUUAAAAUCACUUCUAAUGUGAGGCUAAAAACUGCAGUGGAUGAAGCCAGUAGGCAGUCUUAAAUGACAGAGAGGAGCUCAGUCAUUCUUUAGCUAUACCCUAACAAUAACUAUAACAGUGAUUUAAAUAUCGCUACUGCUAAAUUUGCUGCUAUGGUAGGAGUAAACUGCAACCUCUGGACCUGGAAAGGGUCAGUGAGGGACCAAAAACCCACAAUUCAUCAUCCAAAUCAAGUAAAUCUCCAUAACCGCCCAUUUUAUGAAAAGCCCAGCUUCACAGCAGAGACAAGCGUGUUUUGGUCUUUAUAGAUCAUCUCUAUCUGCAUGCAGCUUCAAAGAGUGCAUGUUUUCUAUAUAUAUAAAAGUUACCUGUUCACUCUUUCUAAGCUUUAAACCUAUGCAUAGCAAAAAAAAACCCCAAAAAGAUUUAAAAGUGGAUACAAUUGAAUCUUAUUUAAAGUUGUUUUGUUUGAGCCUGUUUUUGCUAGCAUCUCUUUUGAAGUGACCACUAGCCAGCUCUCUAGCUUUAUCUGAUCAUUUUCCAGGUGUGCCGUUUUUCAUCCAAGUAUGUUUUGAAAAAGGAAAAUAGAAGAUUGUGAAGGACAGAAUGCUGAACCCGAGGCUUCACAGCCAUAGUCAGCAAACCAGUCGUUUAAAUCACUAUCGCUAUGUUCAUCUUUUAGAUAAAGCUGCACUGAAUUUCACUUUAUUUUGCUAAAAGCUUUCAGAUGCUUCAUUAAUUUGCUGCUCUGCUGAAACAUGGCUAAAGAAACCAUGUUUGUCUUCACUGGUACCGAUCAUUAAAACGACAAAGACCUACGAUUUAGCUCAUGAAUCACAGUUUUUGGCCAGUGUUGAUGAUUUGACACCAUUUUCUUUAUAUUUGGUUGUGUGCUGAAUUCUAACUCUGCCAAUAAGAACAGUUCUACUUCCUAAGACUCUUCACUCUUUGUUCUGCAAAUUUCCAAAUGAAGUUGUGCACAGGGUGUAGAUUAGUUGAGAAAAUCUCCUGAUGUGUAUGAAUCUCAGCAGCUGUAGUUCACAAAAACAUGGAAACCUGUCCAGGGAUCUUUCAGCUGCCUCUUCCUAAAAAUGAUCCGUCCUGUGUUGAUUGAUUGAAUAUUUAGCUUUUGAUGUAGGAAAUUCCAUGUUUACAUGAUUUGGGGUUUGUAAAUUAUGUUUUUAUUUGUUUCUGUCUUUGCGCUGUUUCUUUUUAUAUCGUUCUGUAAUAAGCCUUGAGAGCAGGAUCCGUGAAUUGACUAGCACACGAAGGCUGGCCCGCACACUCUCAGGACUGAGGCUGUACUUCCACACUGACUACAAACUUAAUGUCACUCCAGACUUUUUAAGUAAUGACGAGAAAUGUUUGCAGGACUUUCAAUGACGAGACAAAACUUUGCCAUGUGAGUGAAGUUGAACCAAAAAGUGGAAAAGUUUUUAACGAUUUUUAAUGUACAUUUUUUGAAGUGGUUUAAAUUUCCAGUUAAAUAUAGAGAUAUCCAACAUAAUCCUGGUAUGAAUACUAAAGGACUUAUCAUUAAAAAACAUUUAAACAA